CUCUUGGACAUUCUAACCACAACCUCAACAUGAACCGAACUAAGCUGAUUUCCAGGCAGCAUUUGAAAAUUCUGCUAGAAAAUGAAAUCUUUACUGACUUCUUUAACACAUUCCUGAACCUUCCUGUAUUUGGUCAGACACCCAUUUACAUCAUCAGCAUUCGUCAGUGGCAUCUUUGGCCAGAGUUACCAUGCAACCUGGUGUCAAAAUACAAAGGCUUGUUGAACUGGAUGGAAAAAUAUCGACUGCCUUUCUUCUGCAAAACUAACUUGUGCCUUCACUAUGUUCUCUGCGAGGAGCUCAUCAGUUUCGUCCGGUCUCCAGAAGCUGCGGAGAUGCUCAGAUGGAAACGGGCUGAUCAAUGGCUUCUUGAGAAAUGUAUUGGUGGCAGCAGGGGAAUGUGGCGCUUCCGCUCCUUCAUGCAAGGGAUGGCAGGGGAAGAACUGACCAAGUUCUGGCUAGCUACAGAAAGGAUCCUUGGAAUUGAUGAAACAGAUGAGUCCCAGCAGGAUCUCUAUGUGUCGCUGAUCCAGGUCUUGAUGGCCACACACUUGCAAGAGGGUUCCACAGUUGUCACCCUCUGCAACACAAGCGUUGAAUCACUUCUGAAAAUGUCUCCCCAUCACCCUCAACAUGCCCACACUCGGAGGGAGAUCCUGAGUGAGAUGCAGAAAGUGGCCCUGUUCAAGAUUGAAAGUUACUGGCUGCCCAACUUCUACAUUCACUGCAAGCGGAGCAUGGAGAAUGAGCCAAAAUGCUUCCACUUGCUCAGGGAGUAUCAGGAACGAUUACACAGGGCAGGCUUGCCGAGGUAUUCCCUGUCUCCUCAACUGACAAUGAACAUCAGAGCAAGUAGCCACAGCACCAAAUCCUACUCCAGUCUGAAAAGCAAGAAGAAGAUCUGGGAUCACAUCAGGGGCAGAUGUCUUUCCCGCAAAGGGAAACGCAAGGGCCACCGGAAGCAAAAGUCAAACAAAAGCAGUCCAGUGGACCGGGAGCACUGCCACAUUGGGAAGCAUUCCGCCACUCCAGCUUCAAGUCCUUGCCAAGCAGGUUACAUGAGGGAUUUGAAUGAUGGGCACAAUUCUGAUGUGUCACCAAGCUUCAAAAGCAACCAAAGCAGUCCUGAUCAGUUUCCCUCCUCUCCUGUGGCAGAUGAGGUCGCUGAGAAGGGCACUCUGCGUUAUCUGCGCUGCUCUACGCCUAUGGUCCAGUUCCCCUCAAUGCUUGAUUUGAAGACUCUGGUGAAGUCCCCCAUGUGCUUAGACUUACUUCCUUGGGUGCUGACUGCUGACAAAUGUGCGGGACGUCCCUUUCGGGAGUUUUUGCUGUGUCGGAAUUAUGCCAUGGAGGUGCAUCUCCUUGAUCUGUGGCAUGAUCUGGAGGACUUCCUGCGCAUGAUGUUGUGCUCCCUUGGUGAAGGGAACAUCCUUCUGCGCCACGUAAUGGGAGAAAGGAUAUGUGAGCUUUAUCUGACACAGAGCAACAACUGGCACCUUCCUUUGAAGCUAUCAACUCUCAAUAGCUUGCAGAAUCUCCUGCCUUCUGGACACGUUAUACCAUGGCUACUCAAGGCACAGAAGGAAAUCUGUAAGAUACUCAGCUUUCUCUAUGAGGAGUUCCUCCAACAUGAUGACAAAAUGUUUUUGUUUUAUGUGAGUGGGAAGGAAAAGAAAUCUGAAGAACAGCCUUACAAACAUGAUGAGAGCCUCAGACUGGUCAAAAGGACCAUUGAAUCGAUGCAUCUGAGCCAGGCCUUGGCUGGCAUGAGAGAUUUUGACCUGCUUAGUGGACGGCACUGGCAACUGCUGGGCACUCAAGACCUGACCAGGGGGGGCUCUGUCUUCAUGGAAAUGGAGCCUGUUGUGCGACAGAUAGAUUACAGCAGCAUGCCAUUUGAGAAGCUGGCUCGGUUGAAUCCCAAAAUGGCUGUGGAACAUCUUAGUGAGAACUUCAGGGCCUACUGCCAAAAAUGCCAAAAAGCAGGAGUUUUAAUUCGGCCAAUGACUGCAAGAAGGAGCCUCCGCUGGAGCAGAUCAAGCUUGUCAUUCAUGAGGAAAGGGCCUGUUUCAAGAAAGCCCCUGACAAAGCCCAGAUCACUUUCAGAAACACUGCAAAACCCCACCCAUCUGGAAUACUUCAGACACUUCCUCAAGAUGCAUAAUGCUGAUGCUCCACUGCUUUUCUGGAUGUCUGUGGAAGAAAUCCAAAAUGAGACCAAUCACAGAAUCCAGCAGGUUCUCAUCAACCAAUGUGUCAGAACUUACUUCUUCAACCCAAUCCCAGCUGAGAUACUGCUGCAGUGUGAUGCCGAUAUUAUCAGAGAGAUUCCAAGGUCAAAUGUGGUCACGGUCCCUAUGUUAGUCUUGGCUCAAAUGUAUGUCAUGAAGAUGCUGGAAGAUAAAUGGUUUACUUUAUAUCAAGGUUUAUAUCCCGAAAGUGAUAUUUCACUUGCGGCACCCAGUGCGAAGCCACGGAAAACCUCCAUGUUAACAGACAAGCUGAAAAGAUGCUGGGUUGCACUUGGAGGGUUGAUCAAGACUGUCUGCAGGUUCCGAAAGGCAAUGAGCUAUGUGUCACAGCGCAAACGCUUUGAAGAAUUCCUCAACCGGGAACUGAAAAAUGACAAGGAAAAUAUGCAGUCACCAACACAUCCAAGCAUUAGUGCACCUAGUGGGCGCUCUGGCACAGCUUCAGUUGGAACAGAUGAUGUUGAAGUGGUUCAAGUAAAGCGCAAGAUCUUUGGGAACCGUGUAAUCUCUGUCAACUUCUUAGUUAAUGACCUCUAUUUUUAUCUAGAGAUGGAGAAGUGA
This is a messenger RNA of Sceloporus undulatus (fence lizard), 2813 nucleotides long. Its product is annotated as regulator of G-protein signaling protein-like. Lineage: Eukaryota; Metazoa; Chordata; Lepidosauria; Squamata; Phrynosomatidae. Bases 30 to 2813 code for a protein of 927 amino acids. The record is from RefSeq and is a predicted model, not a curated record. The transcript has 16 exons.